AUGGGGUAUCCUAAGGUGGAUGUAAUCAGCAAGCUUCCUUCAGGCAUAAUAGAAGCCAUCUUAUGUCUACUACCGAUUCAAGAGGCAGCAAGGACAAGUAUCCUCUCUAAGGAAUGGAGAUACCAUUGGACCAAAAUCCCUAAACUUGUGUUUAUUGAGAAUCGGUUUCAAGAAUGGACUGAUGGGCCUGUGCCGUCUGCUGUGGAGCAAUAUCUUAACAAACCAAGUAAAAGGAAAGAUAUGGCCAAGAGGUGUAAACUUUUCUAUGCUAUAUACCAAGUUCUGCUUAUGCACGAGGGUCCAAUACAUGAGUUCACCCUUGAUAUGGAAGUAGACGGCUCGUGUGUUGAGAUUGACCAUUUAUUACAUCAUUUGUCGAAGAAAAAUACUCUCAAGAUAUUAAAACUUGACCUUGAUGCGGGAAUUGACGAGGGGCACAUGUUACCCAUUUCUCUCUUCUCUUUACAGCAUUUAACAAGUUUGUAUCUCCAUGGUUGUGCUCUUUACCAAGAACGUUCAUUCAAUGAAUUCGGUUGCCUUACAACCUUACAUUUGGGAAGUGUAUGGACAUAUGUGAAAACGCUUCUACGUCUUUUAUCCAGCUGUCCAUUACUUAAGAGAUUGACUCUUGAUUGUGAGUGUUCGGUCAUCUUUAGGAGUGGAGAUACCACCAUUGUUGAUCUAUUUAAGUGUUUACCAUUGAUUGAGUAUCUUAAUGUUGUGCUUUUCAUCGUUGAGUGUUUUGCUCCAAAGAGACUUCCGAAAGAGCUCCCAACAGCAUUAGUCCACUUGAAAUACUUGUGUGUGGAUAGUUUAUGCUUUAUGCACAUAUAUGCGUUACCUUUUCUUGCUCUUCUGAUUAGAAGCUCCCCAAAUCUAGAGAAACUUAAGCUAGUGAUGUAUAACGGAGACUGGCUUGACGAAGAUGAUUUGGGCUCUUUUACACUUGAUGAUUAUUCAGAUAUUAUGUUGGAGCAUUUGAAAGAAUUUGAGAUUCGAAAUUUUAGCGACGCAGAGAAUGAGUUGGAUUUUGUGAGGCUUAUAUUAGCCAAGUCACCUGUGCUAAAGAAGGUGACGGUAUCCCCGUAUUAUAAUUUUGAUAAAGAUGAAGAACCACAGAUUUCCGAAAUUCUUUUUUGCUCUCCGUGCGCAUCACCUAUGGUAGAAAUCAUCGUCAGACGUUGAAGUUCAAUUAGUCAUGCCGUUCGUGAUUUUUUUUUUUUUUUUUAAUGUCGAGUUCAGUGAAAUGAACAAAUUUGUUUCAUUCUGAUAUGAGGUUUUGAGAUAGAUGAUCUUAUGCAUCUUGAAUUUGUUAAAA
Messenger RNA from Helianthus annuus (common sunflower), 1318 nucleotides. RefSeq names its product F-box/FBD/LRR-repeat protein At1g13570-like. The record is from RefSeq and is a predicted model, not a curated record. Lineage: Eukaryota; Viridiplantae; Streptophyta; Magnoliopsida; Asterales; Asteraceae. The coding region runs from base 1 to 1185 and encodes 394 amino acids. Gene Ontology annotation, molecular function: protein binding. The transcript is spliced from 4 exons.